GCCGCGCUCCUGGUUCCCGAGGGGGAGGGGCGGCCCGGCGCCCCCCGCGCCGCCUCCCGCGCCGCCGCCAUGGAUCUAGGGCCCCUGAACAUCUGUGAGGAAAUGACUAUUCUGCACGGGGGCUUCUUGCUGGCCGAGCAGCUAUUCCGCCCCAAAGCGUUGGCGGAAUUGACCAAGUCUGACUGGGAACACGUUGGGCGGCCCAUCGUGGAGGCCUUGAGGGAGAUCUCCUCGGCCACAGCACACUCCCAGCCCUUUGCGUGGAAGAAGAAAGCUCUGAUCAUCAUCUGGGCCAAGGUUCUUCAGCCCUGUCCCGUCACCCCCUCUGACACGGAAGCUCGGUGGCAGGAAGACAUAUUCUUCUCCGUAGGCAACAUGAUUCCUACCAUCAACCACACGGUUCUCUUUGAGCUGCUCAAGUCCCUGGAAGCCUCUGGACUCUUCAUCCAGCUCCUGAUGGCCCUGCCCACCACCGUCUGCCGUGCAGAACUGGAGCGCUUCCUGGAGCACAUGGCCAUUGACACUUCCUCCAAGGACGUGGCCUUCUUCCUCGACGUCUGGUGGGAGAUGAUGAAGCACAAGGGCACUCAGCAGGACCCCCUGCUCUCCCAGUUUAGGACCAUGGCCCAUAAGUACUUGCACUCUGCAGACGAGUUCUCCCACCCUCCAAAGAGGUUUAAGUCGGACCCAGAUGUGUGUCCCACCAUGCCCUUGCUGGCCAUGCUGCUCAAUGGGUUGAAGCAAAUCCAGAACAGGAUCCUGUGUCUGGGGAUGAAGUGUUGUGCGCUGGCCAACCUGGCUGACAUGCUGACCGUGUUCGCGCUGAUGGAGGACGACCCCCAGGAAGUGUCUGCGACCAUGUACCUGGACAAACUGGCCACGGUGAUCUCUGUGUGGAAUUCAGACACGCAGAACCCGUACCACCAACAGGCGUUGGUAGAGAAGGUCAAGGAGGCGGAGCGGGAUGUCAGCCUGACCUCCCUGGCCAAGCUGCCGAGCGAGACCAUUUUCCUGGGGUUUGAGUUCAUGCACAGCCUGCUGCGGGAGUGGGGGGAGGAGCUGCAGGCCAUGCUCAACAGCAGCCAGGGGACGAAUUACGACAGCUACCGGCUGUGUGACAGUCUGACGUCCUUCAGCCAGAACCUGAAGCUCUACCUGGACGCCACCAGCCUGUCCCCGGAGGAGAGGCGGGCCGUGUCCGAGCUGGCGGAGUGUGUCCAGGGCUUCCUGAGGAAGACAAGCAGGGUGCUGAAGGACAAGGGCUCUGAGGACAUCACGGCCUCCAUCGCCAUGGCCAUCAUCGAGCAGAAGAUGGAGCGCCACAUGGAGAUGUGCUACGUCUUUGCCGCUGAGAAGAAGUGGGCCUUCUCAGACGAGUGGGUAGCCUGCCUGGUCAACAACAGGGCUCUCUUCCGGGAGCCAGGCUUGAUUUUAAGGCUGCUAGAAACGGUGGUAGAAGUCACCGAGAGCGACAGAAUCAUCCCUGAAUCUCAGAUGAAACAGGUGAUCCACUUGAUCCUGGAAUGUUACGCAGACCUCUCACUGCCAGAUAAAAACAAAGUCCUGUCAGGUGUGCUGCAUUCCUGGGGGCGAAAGGGCCUCUCUGAAAAGCUCUUGCCUUACCUGGAGGGUUUUCAGGAGGACCUCAAUACGACUUUUAACCAGCUCACCCAGGGCACCUCGGAGCAGGGCUUGGCUAGGGCUGUGGCUUCCGUGGCCCGCCUGGUGGUGCUGCACCCGGAGAUCACAGUGAAGAAGAUAUGCAGCAUGGCCGUGAUCAAUCUGGGCACCCACAGGUUCCUGGCUCAGAUUCUCACUGCCUUCCCCGCCCUCAGGUUCACGGAAGAGGAAGGGCCGCGUUCACCUAGCACUUUCGUGGUAUCGUGCCUCCGAGAAACUGUCUGGACCAAGUUCUCGACACCCAGAGAGGAGAAGCAGUUUCUGGAGCUGCUGCGCUGCCUGAUGAGGCCUGUGAAGCCCCCGGGGAUCCCAGUCGCCGCCCUUCUUGAGCCGGACGAGGUGCUGAAGGAGUUUGUGCUGCCCUUCCUGAUGCUGGACGUGGACGAGGUGGACCUCAGCCUGAAGAUCUGCCUGCAGACCCUCGAGGCCAGCGCGUGCUUGGAGGACUACUGGCUCCAGACCUGCUCCCCGUUCCCCCUCCUCUUCAGCUUGUGCCAGCUCCUGGACAGCUUCAGCAAGUACUGGCAGCUGCCCAAGGAGAGGCGCUGCCUCUCCCUGGAUGGGAAAGACCUGGUGAUCCGUCUCCUGGCGCUGCUUUGUGACACUGUGUCGGCCAACGCGGACACCUUCUCCCCGGACACCUGGGGCAAGUCCCUGUCCUGGCUCCACCGGAAGCUGGAGCAGCUGGACUGGACAGUGGGCCUGAGACUCAAGAACUUCUUUGAGGGCCACUUCAAGUGCGAGGUGCCCACCACACUCUUUGAGAUCUGUAAGCUUUCUGAGUCCGAGUGGACCUCCCAGGCCCACCCAGGGUACGGGCCAGGCACAGGGCUUCUGGCCUGGAUGGAGUGCAGCUAUGUGUCCAGCAGCGUCUCGGAGCAGAUGCUCUCCCUCUUGGUGGUGGACGUGGGCAAUCCUGAGGAGGUCCGGUUGUUCAGCAAGGGCUUUUUGGUGGCCCUGGUGCAAGUCAUGCCUUGGUGCAGCCCCCAGGAGUGGCAGCGACUUCACCAGCUGACCAGGAAGCUGUUGGAGAAACAGCUCCUCCAUGUCCCCUAUAGCCUGGAAUACAUUCAGUUUGUUCCCCUGCUCAACCUGAAGCCUUUUGCCCAGGAGCUGCAACUCUCUGUGCUCUUCCUGAGAGCUUUCCAGUUUCUCUGCAGCCAGAGUUGUCGUAAUUGGCUUCCUAUGGAAGGCUGGAGCCACGUGGUCAAACUCCUGUGCAGCAGUGUGACCAACCUCCUGGACUCCGUUAGGCUGAUACAGUCAGUUGGCCCUUGCGCCCAAGGCCAAGAGCAGGACCUGACCCAGGAAACCCUGUUUGUUUAUACCCAGGUGUUCUGCCACGUUCUGCACAUCAUGGCCAUGCUCUGCCAAGAGGUCUGUGAACCACUGUAUGUGCUGGCCUUGGAAAUCCUCACCUGCUAUGAGACCCUGAGCAAGACCAACCCUUCUGUCAGCUCCCUGUUACAGAAGGUAAAUGAGCAGCGCUUCUUAAAGUCCAUCGCCGAGAACAUCAGCCCGGAGGAGCGGCGCCAGACCCUGCUGCAGAAGAUCAACAGCUUCUGACGUUCACCGGCAGGAAGAAGCUGGGGCCCGACCCAGGGGUUCUCCAGGGGCUGCAGCUGAGAAGCAAGGCUUCGCAGUUCCGUGAAAUUGUACACAGGAUUAAAAAGUAUAUGGCAGUAAUGGUGUAAAGGAAAUAGUUUCAUACAUAUUUGUAAUAAACAAACUAUAAUAAAAUUCUGUUAAAGUUU
This is a messenger RNA of Lepus europaeus (European hare), 3434 nucleotides long. RefSeq names its product gem nuclear organelle associated protein 4 (gene GEMIN4). Bases 70 to 3246 code for a protein of 1058 amino acids. Gene Ontology annotation, cellular component: SMN complex. The transcript has 2 exons. The record is from RefSeq and is a predicted model, not a curated record. NCBI's taxonomy places the organism in Eukaryota, Metazoa, Chordata, Mammalia, Lagomorpha, Leporidae. Gene Ontology annotation, biological process: rRNA processing; spliceosomal snRNP assembly.